UUUCAAAACUAAUUGUAUAUUUUAAUUUUUUCUUCGAUAAAACUACUAACCUUCUUUUAUCAAUAGAUUUUUCAUAGUAACCAAAUUGUUAACAAAUGAAAGAAUAACUUGACUAUUACAGCAACAGGUAAAAAUGAAUUUUUUUAGCAAAAUGCACAUUGUUUUACUUAGAAUAAUAAUUUCAAAUGUUAUUAUUGUUUAUACUAAUGAUGAAUUGAGUCAGAAUACUGAAAAUCAACAAUAUAUCACUAUUAAUGAUUUGAAUAAACUCAUCAGGGAGUAUCCUGCAUUUCUGCAGUUGACAUUACAAAAACAAGAUUAUUACACAGGAAAAGAUGUACUUCGUUGUCCUAUGCCUUACAACGAAAAUACUAUAAUAGAUGAUAAUGAUGUUGUGCAUUCUAAGUAUUUCAACCCUAGAGAAUGUAAAAAACCUUGGACUUGGACACAAAAAAAUGAAAUAGAUGUUCCUGUGUCCAUUGAUGAUACCAUUGGUAAAAAAUUAGGAAAUAUUAUUAAACCGUGUAUUAAAAACAAUACCAAUAUUAUCCAAUGUUAUACACACUAUCUGAAUGUUAUGGAAAGCGUUGGUUUAACAUUAGUAGACAGAUAUUGUUUGUUUGAACUUGAAGUUUGGGCAAUGCUUGAAAAAUUGGAGACAAUGAUCAAUAUUGGAACUGGGAUAUUACUUCUGAUUGCAAACCUGACGACACUUUAAUAAUGAACACGCAAUACAUAAAUACUGUACUAGGAUUAAAUCUAUUUCCGAAC
Molecule: messenger RNA, 771 nt
Organism: Daktulosphaira vitifoliae (grape phylloxera)
Lineage: Eukaryota; Metazoa; Arthropoda; Insecta; Hemiptera; Phylloxeridae
Exons: 2
Coding region: 134-718 (194 amino acids)
Source: RefSeq, a predicted model, not a curated record